AUGGAAAACCAUACAAUCACAACCUUUAUCUUGGUGGGACUGACAGAUGACCCUCAACUUCAGAUUCCAAUUUUUAUGUUUCUGUUUCUCACAUACAUGUUGAGUAUAACUGGGAAUCUGACCAUCAUAUUCCUCACUUUAGUGGAUCCUCACCUUAAAACACCCAUGUACUAUUUCCUACAAAAGUUUGCUUUAUUAGAAAUUUCAUUUACAACUGCUUGUAUCCCUAGAUAUUUAUACAACAUAGCAACAGGUGACAGGACAAUUACAUAUACUAUUUGUAUUAUUCAAGUGUUUUUUACUGACGUCUUUGGAGUAACAGAGUUUUUUCUCCUGGCUGCCAUGUCCUAUGACCGUUAUGUGGCCAUCUGCAAACCCCUGCAUUAUAUGACCCUCAUGAACAGCAGAGUCUGCCAGAGGCUUGUCCUCUGCUGUUGGAUAUCUGGCUUGUUGAUCAUAUUACCACCACUUAUUCUGUUCCUAAAUUUAAAAUUCUGUGACUCAAAUAUAAUUGAUUAUUUUUUCUGUGAUGCCUCUCCUAUCUUGAAGAUUUCGUGCUCAGACACAUGGCUCAUAGAACAGUUGGUUAUUGUCUCUGCUGUGCUGACCUUCAUUCUGACCCUUGUGUGUGUUGUUCUAUCCUACAUUUACAUCAUCAAAACCAUUCUAAGACUCCCCUCUGCCCAGCAAAGGAAAAGAGCUUUUUCUACCUGUUCUUCUCACAUGAUUGUGGUUUCCAUCACCUAUGGCAGCUGUAUCUUCGUCUAUGUCAAACCAUCAGCAAAGGAAUCAGUGGCUAUUAACAAGGGUGUGACAGUGCUAAUGACAUCUAUUGCUCCUAUGUUGAACCCAUUCAUUUACACUCUGAGAAACAAACAAGUGAGACAAGCUUUCAGUGAUUCUUUCAAAAAAUUCGUACUGGUGUCCAAAAAGCAAAAGACUGCUCAAGCCUAG
Messenger RNA from Budorcas taxicolor (takin), 954 nucleotides. Its product is annotated as olfactory receptor 6C2-like. Gene Ontology annotation, cellular component: membrane. Lineage: Eukaryota; Metazoa; Chordata; Mammalia; Artiodactyla; Bovidae. Gene Ontology annotation, molecular function: olfactory receptor activity; G protein-coupled receptor activity. The record is from RefSeq and is a predicted model, not a curated record. Gene Ontology annotation, biological process: G protein-coupled receptor signaling pathway. The coding region runs from base 1 to 954 and encodes 317 amino acids. The transcript has a single exon.